CCUUAUUGGACAUCUACGAUCCUGUUUUCAUUUUCCCCCUAACAGAGAUUAGGGUUUAUCGUGUCACUGCUAUUUCUCUUGACGUCUCGUUGCAUCAAUUGAGAAUUCAAACUUUGAGGAAUUCAUUAGCAGCUGGUAAUUGAAUCAGUUUCAGAGUUAAUUUUUAUCAAUAAUCAGCGAUUCUUGGUGCCCUAAACUUCGGAUUAUUGUACGGUCUUCACCAAGCCGAUUUUGCAGCCAUGACGGAGUAUUGGGUAAGUCAGGGAAACAAAUGGUGCGACUUCUGCAAAAUCUUCAUACAGAACAAUCCUUCUAGCAUCAGAAACCAUGAGCUUGGCCAGCGCCACAGGGAAAGUGUCAACAAAAAGCUUGCUGAUAUGAGAGCUCAGAAUGUUGCCAAGGAGAAGGAACAGAAGGAGGCAGCUCGGGCCCUUCAACAGAUUGAAGAUAAAGCAAAGCGUAGUUAUCAGAAAGAUAUAGCUACAUUUCAAGAAGCUGGAAAAUCUAAGAUUGAAGCCUUAAAAGCCACAGAGGAUGGUCAAGGGGAAUGGGAAUACGAUAGCACUUCAGGCUAUUAUUACAACCAAACCAAUGGUCUGUACUAUGAUUCAAACUCUGGAUUUUACUAUUCUGACGCAAUAGGCAAGUGGGUGACCCAAGAAGAGGCAUAUGCUGCAAGUAAUGUUCCAUCAGACAGGAAAGUUAAAGAACCGAUAAUGAAAAAGCAGUUAUCAGCUCCAGGCAAGGAGAAAAGAGAUGUUGCUGAAAAUCAAAACGGGGCAGCACCAGGACGGGUAGUUUCAGCUUCUUUGAACCCCAAUAGGUCUGUGAAAGGUGCUCCUUCUUCACUUCAAGUUGGGAAGAGAAAAAGACAUGACGAAAAGCCAAAGAAAGUAUCCGGAGAGGAAGCAGCUGCCCUUAAAGCAAGGGAGGCUGCAAGAAAGAGAGUGGAAGAGAGAGAGAAACCUUUACUUGGCCUGUACAAUCGGCCUAUUUGAUUGAAGAAUUAAAAGAUAACUCCCUCUCUGAACGCAAGGGCUAUGCUCCAGCAUGUUCUGUGUUUUAAUCAGAUUUUCAACACGUAGUCUACUGUGUAAAGACCAUACUCCAUAGCCUCCCCUGUUGGUGUUGUAAGUAAUUCUGGCCACCCCCCUCUUUUCUAAGCAUUGAUCUUGCAGAACAAGAAUAGUUAGGUUGAUAAUGGCAAACGGGUCGGCUUGGUUUUUUCAUCUGCUGGGAAAAAUCUCAUGUCUAAUUUGAGACUUUUCACAAUUUAA
Messenger RNA from Carica papaya (papaya), 1277 nucleotides. RefSeq names its product C2H2 and C2HC zinc fingers superfamily protein. Gene Ontology annotation, cellular component: precatalytic spliceosome; nucleus. The record is from RefSeq and is a predicted model, not a curated record. Lineage: Eukaryota; Viridiplantae; Streptophyta; Magnoliopsida; Brassicales; Caricaceae. Gene Ontology annotation, biological process: mRNA splicing, via spliceosome. Gene Ontology annotation, molecular function: RNA binding; zinc ion binding.